This is a messenger RNA of Tribolium madens (black flour beetle), 1017 nucleotides long. RefSeq names its product splicing factor 3A subunit 2 (gene Sf3a2). Gene Ontology annotation, molecular function: zinc ion binding; nucleic acid binding. Gene Ontology annotation, biological process: spliceosomal complex assembly. The coding region runs from base 120 to 935 and encodes 271 amino acids. The transcript has a single exon. Gene Ontology annotation, cellular component: U2 snRNP; nucleus; U2-type prespliceosome. The record is from RefSeq and is a predicted model, not a curated record. Lineage: Eukaryota; Metazoa; Arthropoda; Insecta; Coleoptera; Tenebrionidae.
AUUUACCAAAAGCUUGUCAAAAAAGUUGCAGUUAACCUCAAUAAUUUUAUUAAUGGUCGUUCUCAAAACGUAGUUAAGUUUUUGUGGAUUUCCAAGACAUAUUUAUACUAAAUUGAGUAAUGGAUUUCCAAAAUCGUCCUGGAGGUAAGACCGGAGGCGGUGGUGUGGCCUCCUGGUCGGAAACUAACCGGGACCGCCGUGAGCGUCUCCGCCAGCUAGCCUUAGAGACCAUCGACCUCCAAAAGGACCCCUAUUUUAUGAAAAACCACUUGGGAUCCUACGAGUGCAAACUAUGUCUUACAUUACACAAUAACGAGGGCAGCUACCUCGCCCAUACUCAAGGCAAGAAGCAUCAAGCGAACUUGGCGCGCAGAGCCGCUAAAGAAGCAAAAGACGCUCCCACACUACUUCAACCCGAAAAACCCAGAGUCGAACCGAAAAAGUUCGUCAAAAUCGGAAGACCCGGCUAUCGAGUAACCAAACAAAGAGAUCCUGAGACAGGCCAGCAAAGUCUCCUCUUCCAAAUUGACUACCCAGAAAUCACUGAUAACGUGAUACCGCGCCACAGAUUCAUGUCGGCUUAUGAGCAAAAAAUCGAACCACCAGAUCGCAAGUGGCAGUACUUGCUUUUUGCGGCUGAACCCUAUGAGACGAUUGCAUUCAAAGUGCCGAGUAGGGAAGUUGAGAAGACAGACAACAAGUUCUGGACGCACUGGAAUAUUGACACAAAGCAGUUUUUCCUCCAAUUUGCGUUUAAGAAUGAAGCGAAGAAACCAACGACAAUUAUAGCGAGGCCAGGGAACAUGAUGGGAGGAGUGCCGCCACCACCGAUGAUACCGGUGCCUCCGCCGCCUAGGCCCCCGAUGUUUAAUGCCAUCCCGCCGCCGCCGCCCCUGAUGGGAGCGGUUUUACCGGUCCCACCGCCACCACAUUAACUUUCUUAAUACAAACAUACUAAGUAGGUAAAAGAAAGCACUGUAUUUCAUUUAAUAAAAACAAUAAACAUUAAAAGCAUAA